Dermacentor albipictus is the source of this 573-nucleotide messenger RNA. NCBI's taxonomy places the organism in Eukaryota, Metazoa, Arthropoda, Arachnida, Ixodida, Ixodidae. The record is from RefSeq and is a predicted model, not a curated record.
AUGGAGGCCGGGCCGCCAGGCUGUCACCAGACCACAAGCCGCAACGCCGUGCUGAUCAUGAAGGAUCGCACCAAGCUGUUUUCGGAAAUGAUAGAGAAGGCCUCCCGAAAGCAAGCUGGAGUGGUCAACAUGCACGACCACGUGCUUCGUCUGGCGAUGGACGUAGCCAUGGGCGUAUUCCACGGCUCCGUGACUGAAGUACAGCGGGGGGACGAGGCUGCCUGCAAACUGUUGCUCAAGUGCCGGCAGUGUACUGGAAUGUUCGGGGAAAGCAAGAUGGUGCUCAUCAAUUCCAUUUCAGAGCUACCAUUCCUCUUCAAGCCGCUGCUCAAGUACGGCCUUUCUCGGGGCGUUCCCAUGGACACCGUGCUUGCUUACUUCGGGCCAUUCUUCGAAAAGCGGAGGCAAAUGGAUGGAGCAAAAAAGGCAGAUCUACUCCAGACACUCUUGAACGCUGAAUCUGAAGAGAGCCCACGGAUAAAUUUUCAGCCGGACAACAACAACAACUAUGAGUAUGGCUUUCACAGGCUGCAGCAAUCGCCGGCCCUUAUGGAGCUUGGCUCACAACGGUAA